Molecule: messenger RNA, 381 nt
Organism: Cyphellophora europaea CBS 101466
Lineage: Eukaryota; Fungi; Ascomycota; Eurotiomycetes; Chaetothyriales; Cyphellophoraceae
Exons: 1
Coding region: 1-381 (126 amino acids)
Biological process (GO): translation
Cellular component (GO): ribosome; mitochondrial large ribosomal subunit
Molecular function (GO): structural constituent of ribosome
Source: RefSeq, a predicted model, not a curated record
AUGGAGCUCCGACCUCCAGUGCCUAUCGACAUCACUUCCGCAAGCACGGGGAACGCAGCAGCUGCUGAGGCAGGACAGACCACCAGCCCCAACCAGCUCCCAUACCUGAUAACGCGCACGUCGCCAGGUGCGCAGCUGCCCGUGUACGAGCACGCUAAGGGAGGCGGAACAAAGCACAUUACAGUUCUUCGGAAACUGUCUGGCGACCUGGAAGCGUUGCAACAACACCUUCGAGACGCGCUGGGCCUGGCGGAUGGUUUUGUGGACGCCAAAGGCCGGAGGAAGGAGUAUAUCAGCAUCAAUUGGACAACGCGGCAAUUAGUAGUACGAGGCUGGCGCGGCGCAGAGGUCCGGCGGUGGUGCGAGCUUACUGGUUUUUGA